GUGGAGGGGGUGCACACAGCAGAGGGGAAGGCACGAUACGAUGGCUACUGCAGCUUGUGUAUCAGAAACAUUACUAGGCCCAUAGGCAGAUUACACCGUCGGUACCUGCUCCAUGCAGGCAGCGGCCGUCAACAGCCAUGUCCCAGGCCGGUAUCCAGACGCUGCUUGAAUCUUGGAGCCCCGGUCGCAACAGUAAAAUAUGGAGAGUCGAGUAAUCAUGCUGGUCUUGUAUAG
This is a messenger RNA of Trichoderma asperellum CBS 433.97, 234 nucleotides long. Lineage: Eukaryota; Fungi; Ascomycota; Sordariomycetes; Hypocreales; Hypocreaceae. The record is from RefSeq and is a predicted model, not a curated record.